This is a messenger RNA of Gryllus bimaculatus (two-spotted cricket), 623 nucleotides long. Lineage: Eukaryota; Metazoa; Arthropoda; Insecta; Orthoptera; Gryllidae. The record is from the annotation of a GenBank genome assembly.
GGCGAAGGUGCAGGGCAGGGGGCGGCCGACGCACGGGCUAUAUAUGCGCCCGGGCGCGAGGGGCGCGCCCAUCAGUGUGCAAGUCGCGCAAAACGAAGCGAGUCCGCAGCGGAGGCCCCCGCCGCCCUUGCAGACGCCGAGCAACCCUUCCCUGCUGAGCAGCCAUGUCUCUCGAGCGAGAAGUUAGGGCCAAGUUCCCCGCCGGAGUGCUGUAUGAGGACUACAUUCGCGACGGCCAGGUGCUGUGCGAAGUCAUGAACAAGCUGCAGCCUGGCAUCGUCCCCAAGAUCAACUCCUCUGGCGGCCAGUUCAAGAUGAUGGAGAACAUCAACCAAUUCCAGCAGGCCCUGAAGGCGUACGGCGUCCCAGACGUUGAUGUGUUCCAGACCAUCGACCUCUGGGAGAAGAAGGACAUCGCCCAGGUCACCACCACCCUCUUUGCUCUGGGCCGAACGGGCCCCUGGCUGGGCCCGCGCCCGGCCGAGGAGCACAAGCGCGACUUCACGGAGGAGCAGCUGCGCGCCGGCGAGGGCAUCAUCGGCCUGCAGGCCGGCCAGAACAAGGGCGCCACGCAGGCGGGCCAGAACAUCGGCGCCGGCCGCAAGAUCCUCCUGGGCAAGUGA